AAAAGACAAAACUCGGAAACUUCAUUACUGGUAACCAAAAGAGUUUUACAAAAUAUUCUCUAGACAAGCGCGUCCUCCAUGGGGAGUGGAAAGGAAAAUCUCUAACAGUAGUUCAAACCCAAAACAUCUUCCGGCUCCCUAUGGAAACCCUGAAAGAUGAUAUGAAGCAUUGUGUGACUCUCUGUUCACCUGGACCAAAUGUUCUGCUGCUGUUACUGAAAGCCUCUACAGUCUCAGAGAGGAAGAAACAAAGACUGAAUUUUAUUUUCAGUUUGUUUGGUCAAGAUGCUUUAAAACACACAGUGGUCAUCACCACAAGUAGGGGGGAUGUUUCAGCUGUUAGUCAGCUCAUUGAAGACUGUGGAGGAAGACACUACAACAUGUCUGAAGACAACCACUGGUUAUUGAUGCAGAAGAUGGAGCAGAUUGUCCAUGAAAACAGAGGAGCCUUCCUCACCUGCAGUGAAGAGACCAUCAGACCAAAGUGUGAAGACACCAGAGCAGCUUUAAACCUGGUUCUGUGUGGGAGGAGAGGAGCAGGGAAGACUUCAGCAGCUGAGGCCAUUUUAGGUCAGACAGAGUUUCCUUCAGUCUCCAAGUCAUCAGAGUGUGUUCAGAGUCAGGGAGAGGUGUGUGGACGUUGGGUUUCCCUGGUGGAGCUGCCUGCCUUGUGUGGAAAACCUCUGGAGGAAGUGAUGAAGGAAUCACUCAGGUGUAUCUCCCUCUGUGAUCCUGAGGGCGUCCAUGCCUUCAUCCUGGUCCUACCUGUGGAUCCCCUCACUGAUGAAGACAAGAGUGAGUUAAAGACCAUCCAGAACACAUUCAGCUCUCGAGUCAAUGACUUCACCAUGAUUCUGUUCACUGUGGAGUCAGAUCCUACAGCUCCAGCUGAUGGUAACUUUGUAAAAGGAAACAGAAACAUCCAGGAGCUGCUUCAGAGCUGUGGAGGAAGACAUGUUGUUCUCAACAUCAAGGACAAGCAGCAGAUCCCAGAGCUGUUGGACACGGUGGAUAAAAUGAGACUGAGACUCUACAAAGACAAACUGUGCAGCUACACAACAGAAACAUUUGCAUUUGCUCAAAUAGAAAAGAUCAGACAACAAGAGGAAAACAUCACCACACUGCAGGCUGAGCUGAAGGACCUGAGAACAAAAAGCAUCAUCAGCUGUAAGUUCUGUAAUGUUGUCAUAGAAACAGUAAGUCCUGUUUUUUUCUCUGUCCUUCAGUAACUCCAUGUCUUUAUAUUUCCCAGGUGCUGAUGAAGAACAGAGCCCAGAGUGUCUCAGGAUUGUUCUGAUAGGGAAGACUGGCUGUGGGAAGAGCUCUUCAGGA
Acanthopagrus latus (yellowfin seabream) is the source of this 1332-nucleotide messenger RNA. RefSeq names its product GTPase IMAP family member 8-like. NCBI's taxonomy places the organism in Eukaryota, Metazoa, Chordata, Actinopteri, Spariformes, Sparidae. The transcript has a single exon. Gene Ontology annotation, molecular function: GTP binding. The record is from RefSeq and is a predicted model, not a curated record. Bases 141 to 1229 code for a protein of 362 amino acids.